UUUGCUUAAGCAGGUAAGCCAAGGCCUCUCUCUCUCUCUCUCUCUCUCUCUCUUUGUGCAUGCUUUCUCUCUCUUUUAUGUCUCUCUAGGCUCAUAGAGGACUCCUACAUUGUCUGUGAUCUAUAUGUAUAAUAAAAGUUGGAAUUUGAUGCUUGCUUUACUGUUUGUGGAAAUGCCCAAUUAGUGAAUUUGGUUUUUCUUGUCAAAUUUAAGCAAGCAUUUGAUGCUCUUGGAGGUACCAUCAAACACCCAUUUUAGGGGACUGUGAAUGAAACUCUGUUCUUUUCAGUUGUUGCAUAAUUCAAGUAGAAUUUGAUGCUUUUUGGUCUUUUUUGGAAACCCAUCUGAGAAUAUCUCAAAAGGUGCUCUGCAACUUCCCUUUCUAUUUGGUUACUUGCCUCCUUGGGUCUUCUGAUUCAAAACUUCAACAGCUAGUCACUUCACUAUACACUGUUUUUUUAAUUCCACAUUCAAUGGUUAAAGUAUGAGGUCUUCCCCUUGAAUAGAGAUUCAUGGGCUGCUAAUUUUAAUACAUUGGUGUUAUGUGUUCUUUUUCUUUUUUUUUUUAAUGAGUGGAGCUGCUUUCUUGUACGAGCAAAAGUGAAAAGGGAAUCUGCUUUCUUUUGUAAGGUCAGGUGAGCUGUUAGUUGGCUAAUGCCAUUGUUUGUCUAUGUCUACUUUAUGCUCUGAAAGGUUCACUUUCUUGUCUCUGGGAAGCAUUUUCCGAUUUAUCAUUGCAUAUUAGAGUAGCCUUGAUCCAAAGGUUUUUUCAAAGAUGAGCUAAGUAGUUGUUGCUGGUUAGAUUUUAUGCUUCCUGCAUUGGAUUUCCUCUUUUUCGCUUUGUGUCUAUGGGAUGCUGCAAUGAGGUGUUCCUUUUGCUUUAGCACCCGCUCAGUUCUAUAAAGCUGCCAAGCCUAUUUGUUCCUUGUUGAGUCCUGCAAGAUAACACCACCUAAUUCUGGUCAAACCCACUUUAUCUUUAAUCUAUAGUUCCUUCUGUUUUAUAUCUAUAUUUAGUCUUGUUCUCGGCUAACUGUUGGGCUGGGGUUUCCACAAAAUCAUAUAUAGGCUUGUUCCUUGGAAUUUGGGGAUUUAGCUUUUGAAAUCUAGAGAAAUGGGUAGUAGUGGUGAUAACAAUGAUGGUAUGGCGUUUCAAAAUGGAGGCCAAAGUUCAGGAAUGACUGGGAACCCCUUCUUUGCUCCUGCUUGGGAUCCAGUUGUUUCAAUAAGUCAGCAUGAGAAUUUUGGAGGUUCAUCAAUGGUGUCUCAAAGUGAAUUUACCAACUCUUCUUACCCUGUUGUGAUGGAAAACCAGGGAAUCAGUACCACUUCCCAUCUUGUUCAUUACCCAUCUGAUUCAAGUUAUGUUGAGAUGGUGCCCAAGUUCCCUUCCUAUGGAAGUGGGAGCUUCUCAGAAAUGGUUAGUUCAUUUGGUCUCUCCGAAUGUAGCCAGAUUGCCAAUACUGGAUGCCAUCCGAAUUAUUCCUCCAACAAGGAAGCAGUUAUUGGAAGGACUAUAUCAAAUUGUACAGAAUCUCAAGAAGAUCACCAAUUAACAGAAGAGCCCAUUAUAGGAGCUUCACCUGAUGGGAAGAGAAGAAAACGAGUGGCUGAAUCCAGUUCUCCUUUUGAUCCAAAUAAGAAUGCUGAUGGAGAGCUACAAAAGGAUGCUUCUGGACAUAGCUCUGAUGUCCAAAAAGAACAGGAUGAGAAGAAACCAAGAACUGAACAGAACACUGCUGCUAAUUUGCGGGGUAAGCAGGCAGCUAAACAACCUAAAGACAAUUCUCACAGUGGAGAAGCUCCUAAUGAGAAUUACAUUCAUGUCAGGGCAAGAAGGGGUCAGGCUACCAAUAGCCACAGCCUUGCUGAAAGGGUGAGAAGAGAGAAGAUUAGUGAGCGGAUGAGAUUGUUGCAAGAACUCGUUCCGGGAUGCAAUAAGAUCACUGGAAAGGCAGUAAUGCUAGAUGAAAUCAUCAAUUAUGUGCAGUCGUUGCAACAACAGGUCGAGUUUUUGUCAAUGAAACUUGCCACUGUGAAUCCUGAACUAAGCACUGAUAUCGAGAGGAUUCUGUCUAAAGAUAUCCUUCAUUCAAGAGGUAGUAAUGCUGCUUUUAUGGGAUUCAGUCCAGGGAUGAAUGCGUACCCUUAUUCUCAUGGAAUUUUUCCAGCAAACAUGCCAAUAAUUCCAAAUACAAAUCCACAAUAUCCACCUGUGCCUCAUGCUGCCUUAGACAACGAUCUCCAAACCCUUUUCCAAAUGGGAUUUGAUUCAAGUUCUGCCAUUGACGGUUUGGGACCAAAUGGGCGGUUGAAGCCGGAGCUCUAAUGUCUGGAAGAAAUCAAAGGUUGUAAUCCUCCUAACAAAUAAUUUGAAGUAUUUCAAGUUGACUUGCACAUUAGAAGUCUUUUGGGAAAGGGAAAAAGAAGAAAGGAAGAGGUUUCUUUGUUGUAUAGGUUCAGCUCCUAACUGCUUGUUCUUCGAAUUUUUAGCAGAAGAAAGAUUACGUGUUAGAAUCACACACAUGUAUAUUUUUAGAUUUGUUUUCUUCAUUUAAAAAAAAAAAAGACAGUAAUUGGAGAAUUUGACUUGUGUUUCUUCUUUAAUUUCUUCUCCUUUUCCUCUGUAAUUGGUGUUUUGAAUUAAAGGGAGUUCUGAGUUUGAAGA
This is a messenger RNA of Manihot esculenta (cassava), 2668 nucleotides long. RefSeq names its product transcription factor bHLH74. Gene Ontology annotation, biological process: regulation of DNA-templated transcription. The coding region runs from base 1115 to 2329 and encodes 404 amino acids. Gene Ontology annotation, cellular component: nucleus. The transcript has 8 exons. The record is from RefSeq and is a predicted model, not a curated record. Gene Ontology annotation, molecular function: DNA-binding transcription factor activity; protein dimerization activity. NCBI's taxonomy places the organism in Eukaryota, Viridiplantae, Streptophyta, Magnoliopsida, Malpighiales, Euphorbiaceae.